Molecule: messenger RNA, 1476 nt
Organism: Macadamia integrifolia
Lineage: Eukaryota; Viridiplantae; Streptophyta; Magnoliopsida; Proteales; Proteaceae
Exons: 2
Coding region: 529-1137 (202 amino acids)
Source: RefSeq, a predicted model, not a curated record
AAAAAAAGGGUAUGUUCUUCUGAAGCUAUCGAAAGCUGAUAAGUCUACGAUUCUAAGUAUUUCUGCAAUUACCAUGUAUUAUUUAUGGUUAUAUCAUAACAAAUGCAUCUUUCAGAGUGUCCCCCCUUCUCCCAUCGUUACAAUUCGACUCAUUCACCAAUGGACAGAUGACAUUUUCGCCUCUGGGGAAUUCUGGAGGCAAUGGAGAAAGGAUUCCGAAGAAUCGGGUUGGCCUUUGAAUUCAUAUCUUGUUAUCUAUUUCGUUAUUUUGUGUUGAUAUAGAUGUAAUUUUAUGUUUAAAUUAAAGGACCCGUAUGUAACUUCAGCGGCUAAUAAUAGGUUAGCUAGCUAAGAGGCAAAGCGAGAAAUGCGGAUGCAUAGGUUAACGACAACUGCUGUUGAUGAUGUGGUUAACUUUAUUUCACUUUCACUCUUAGUGUUUUUAUUGAUCUUCUCCAGCAAUAAAUAAUUUUCCCGGUAGGUAAACGUAGUUAAGCUAAGAAAUCAGAUGUCCCACGCUUCAAACCCAUGGAGACCACUCCCACUCUACCUCCUGCUCACAGUGCUCUUUCCCAGGUGCAGGCUUCGUCAUUUGCAGAACGUCUUGCUGAGGAGUUUGCAUCCAAACUCGAACUGCCGAACAUGAAACCGGAUCCGGUGGAGGUUUCGGAGGAAACCCUUUUGAAGGCCGAUCAAUCUCUGCAAUAUUCUAUUGUUGUCUGGGUUUUGGAUGGGGUCCAUAUUUCCAUUAUGGAGCUACGAGCUAUGUUCAGUAGAGCUGAGCAUUCGAAGCCCAUCCGAGGGUUUGAACUUCAUCUAGUUGAUAACGCCCCUGAUAGAUUUGUGAUAAAGUUGCGCAAUGAACGUGACAUGCAGGUUAUACUUCUUUCUCAGCCAUGGAUCUACGCUGGUCAUGCCACCAUUCUGCAGAAAUGGAAUCCUGAAAUGCCUGCGGAACAAGUGAUCUUUCCCAUGGUCGUGCUAUGGGUGCAAGUGGAAGGCGAAGAAGGCCCCAACAGUUUCCUGCCCUCUUAUGCCAUGCCCACGAUGGCGGUACGCAUGUCAAGCUUGAGUUUUCUCCUUUCGAUUUUCUCAAAUUUCCCCAUUGGUGUAUAUUUCGGCUUCGCUGUGGUCUGAGUGUGAAAUGAAGAUCCAAAAUUCGAUCUAGAACUAAUCUCUGAUCUCUUGUCUCGGUCUCUCUCGUCCUCUUCGUUGUCGGAUUUGGAAUCGGAGCUCGAGGUACUGUAAUGGUCGCCCCAUUCGCUGCAAUGAACUUCUUUAACCCCAAAACUCCGGAUUAGAUCUGGGGGUUUGAUGAUGACAUCAGGGAUAUGAGUCGAUGGGAUUUCAUAACCGAACCAACAUUGAAAAGAACUUGCUCUAAUAUUAUGUAAAUUUCCAGACCUGAUAAGAGAAACUGUUCAAGAGUUUAUAGGAAGGGAUUAUCCACUCAAAAUUGAUGGUUUCUGCUUUCUA